CGGCCGGCGCCCGAGCUCUCGGCGAGCGGCGGAGCCCGCCGCCCCGGCUGUCAGUUCCCCGCGGCGGGGCCGGUGGCGGGGCCGGUGGCGGGGCCCGGGCCGCGCUCCUCGGGCUGCAGCGGAGCCGUCCCGCACCUCCCGGCCGUGCCGCUGCCCCCCAAGGUCAGCCCCGGCCCCGGGGUCACCCCCGGGCCGCCCUCGGUGGGGCUGCGCCGUGUGCGGGGCGCGAAGGCUCCCGGCCAAGCGAGCGGCAGCUCGGAGCCUUUCCGCGGUUUUUCCGCGUGUUUUCUUCCUGAUUUCCCACUCGACCGUAGCAAAGCCGGGACGUUCACGGGAGAGACAGCCGCGCAAGGCCACGGGAGUCGCGGUGAUGUGCUGCCUUGGUCGGGUCGGCGGUUGUGCUAGCACCUGCUGAGUGUUAUCGGAGCCUCUGUGGACUUUGUCUCAGAUAUAAUUGCUGAGGCUCUGUAAAAUGGCUUUACGCUUCCGCAGUUUCAUCCCAUAUGCCAUACCUGGAGUGCUGGCACUUCUCGGCUGCUGGUGGAUCUAUGCCCACAGAAAAAAGCAUGCAAGCUAUCACGACAAACAGGUAAUCGACACUGAAAAAGAGCAGGAGGAAGAAGUGCCAGAGAACAAUUCAUCAUCCAGAACAGAAGCAUGUGUUCCUCAAAGACUGUCUCUCUCAUUGGAAGAGGAAUGGCCAGAGACUGAAACCUUGACCUCCCUGCUGUCAGCGGGGUUGAUGACGCCCUCUCUUCUGUUGCAAAGUCAUGAGAGGCUAGAUCUCUCACAGGACCUUCCAGACCUGUCAGUAACAACAAUUCAGCCCAGCACUCUUGAGGACGACAGUGAAAAACUAGAAACAAUAGGAUCUCAAGAUGAAAGCAGUGUCCCUGCUUGUGUUUCUCUCCCUCUAAUCUCAAAGAGCACAGAGUGCCACAGCAGUGCUGCAGUGAGCCUUAUACAGGAUUCAAGCUCUAGUGCAAACCAAGAUCAGUGGCCGUCUGCAUCACUGACAGGAGAGUCUUUGGGAAUCACGGAGGAGAUCAGCAAGGCAGAGCAGUCAGAUGAAUCUUCCUUUAAGCCCCCUAAGGAAAGCCAGAUGUCAGAAAUUCUGAUAUCGGAUACUGGGUCUGUGACAGCCCUUUGCUUGGGAUUGGAGAAGGAAGCCAAUACCCCACAAGCCUUUCUUAAUAAUGAAGUGGAAGUUGUAUCAAGUCACAAGGAUUCUGCAGUACGCAUGUUGCCAGAUAGUUUGGAGUCUGCCUGUUUGGAGCAGUGCAGGGAAGAAGAGGUGUCUGAGUCCAUUGCCAGUACAGUACCUGUGUGUCAGGAGGAGGACACACAGCCGAAAGGAGAUGAAUUGGAAAGAAAGGAGAUUGGAGGAGUGAGUUUGGACAAGGAGGAAGUUGAGAAAAUAGAGCAAGUAGCAAUACAGAUAAUUUCCAAGGUCAUUUUGGCAGCAACUGAGGAAGUGCUAUCUGGUGCUGCCUGUGAUGCGUCUGCUCGGAUCUGCCAGGCCGCUGCCAGCCGAGCUGAGACGCCUCCGGAGAUGGCAAGCGCUCUUUGCUCUGAUCAGAUGCUUGCAGAGGAAGCUCCCCAAGCUGAUGAGAACAUCGCUGCGAAGGGUGAUGCUGCGGUCCUGACAUCCCCGCAGACAGAGGGGCAGGAUCAGAGCGUGACGGAUUCCAGCUGUUUAACGCACAGCUGUUUAUCCAGCCCUGUUCAAGGAGACACAAAAGACUGUCGGGUGAAGAACCGUGUGCGCGGUGAGUCCCGACAAGUUGAUCGGACUCCUGUGGAAAACCACAGAGGGUCACUGGAAAGGUCACCUGUGGUUAUGGAGGACUCUGGGUGCAGCACAUAUGCGUUUGGAGGUGGGACGAGUGUGGAGGACCCGUUGCAGAACACAGUGCUGUCUGUCAUAUCAGGCCAGCAUUCGGACUCACUGAGCAUAUCUGCAACCCAAGACAUGUCUGCUGAGCAGAGCUCAGUACCAAGUAAAAAACCUCCUACUCUGAAGCUACCUGAAGACAGCAAAGUGCCAUACAGUAAUGGGAUAUUGAAAGAGGAUGGUCCGGACUUGAGUUCUGAGUGUAGCAGGGCAGCAGGGAUGGAUGGAGAUCAUUCAGGAGGUUCAGAUGCAAAUAACAUGGAUUUUGUGGACAGUGGCUGUGCCAUGAGGAAGACAGUGACUCGCCAGAACUCUAAGCUAGGAGGAGAAUCCAGCAAGUCUGACUUCAUUAUCUGGGAAAUAGAGGUCCCAAAGGAAUUAGUUGGCCGCUUGAUCGGCAAGCAAGGAAGAUUUAUGAGCUUCUUGAGGCAAGCGUCUGGUGCCAAAAUUUAUGUCUCAACACUACCUUAUUUCCGUGACUCCCAAAUCUGUCACAUCGAAGGCUCCCCGCAUCAAGUAGAAAAAGUACUGAGCCUGAUUGGCAGGAAGUUCAAAGAGCUGUGUCUCACCAACAUCCACGCUCUACCUCCACCGACACCAAUGACGCUUCAUUCCCUCCUUAUGACUGCCUGGUUGUUCCUCCCAGAUGGCGUCACUGUAGAGGUGGUUGUGGCAAACCAGGUCGAUGCAGGGCACAUGUUUCUACAGCAGCAUACGCACCCCACUUUCCACGUCCUGCGUAGCCUCGACCAGCAGAUGUAUGCCUGCUAUUCUCAACCUGAAAUUCCAACCCUGCCAACUCCCGUAGAAGUUGGUAUUAUCUGCGCAGCCCCGGGCCUGGAUGGGGCAUGGCUACGGGCUCAAGUCAUUAGCUACUUCGAAGAGACCAGUGAAGUGGAGCUCAGAUACGUGGACUAUGGAGGAUACGACAGAGUGAAGAUCGACACACUCAGACAAAUCAGGUCUGAUUUUUUAUCACUGCCUUUCCAAGGAGCAGAGGUGCUACUAGACAACGUGAUGCCGCUUCCAGACGAGGAUCACUUUUCAUCCGAAGCUGACGCGGCCGUGAGUGAGAUGACCAGAGGCGCAGUCCUGGUGGCGCAGGUCACAAAUUAUGACAGUGCAACUGGUCUGCCGCUGAUACAGCUGUGGAACUUGAUGGGAGAUGAGGUGGUGUCAAUAAACAGAACUUUGGUGGAAAGAGGAUUUGCUCAGUGGCUUGACUACUAGCAAUGUCCUAGAUGCCUCAACAACUCUUUCUGCAGAGGAAAACAAAAGAAGAAAUCUUGUUUUGCACUAUUACAAUUCGGUUUGGCAACCUCUCGUGAGAAGACCCGUUUAUGGCAUUUUGUGGUCCACUGAAACUAGUUCUGCUCAACUGUUACCAUUUCACCAGAAGCUCAUACCUCAUCUCAGUGAAAGGCAGGGUGUUAAAAGCCAUAAUGACAGAUACUGUAGCUUUAAAGCAAAAAAUCCUCCCUGGCCUCUACUCGAAAGUUGAAUGGAAAAAAAAAUCUUAAACCUUGGGGCUUGCCUGAAGCCAGCAAAUGCCCCUGCGACGUUAACUGUGGUAGCAUUUUUGUUCAAGAUGUGUAAUACCCCAUGAACUUAGUGUAUGCUUGUCCUAAAAGUUACAUUGAUUGUCCUUUUUUUAACAGCCUCUGCCUAUGAAAUUAAUGAAUGUUAUUAAGGAAUUUAAUGUUCGGUUAUGGAUUUUUCUAUAUUGUGCCACUAACCUGCACAAACAACAUUCAUCUUGUGUCUUCCUUAUGCCGGGAGGUGGAUGAAUUGCAUUCGUUGCACUUACUGUGGCACUUGUCUCACUGCAGUCAUGGUUUUUAGGCUUGAUAUGCUUAAGGAAGGAAGCUGCUCGGUGCAGAUGCUUGAAGUGCAGGAUAUGUUACCACUACAAUUUUUGCUCUGAGAUGUCAUGUAUUUAAAGAAAAGAACUGAUUGCCAAGCCCAAUUGUAGUUUAUAUUUUUCUAGCUGUGCAAGUCUGUAAAUAUCUAUAAAAAAAACAUUGUAAUAUUUUGUACAAGAAAAACACUGGAAACAAAGGGAACUUUACAGAAACUUUUUCACACCAAAAUGUCCUGUGUAGGUAGAACUGGUUUGGAGUGCAUUAGGGUAGCCAACGUAUUUGGAGCUUCUGAACAUCGGGAGUGUUUCAGCUCUGCUGUAUACAGGUUUAGUAUUCCUUUAGGUUGCUGUCUGGUUUGAAUUGUGAUCACUGCAUCCUUUGCUAUGUUGCUGUACAGAUAUGUUUAAAAAAAAAAAAAAAAAAAAGUAACAACUUGGCAUUAAUAUUGCAGUGGUGUUCUCUCAAUUUUUUUUUUUUUUUGCUCCUUUUUAGAUUUCUAUUACGUAUUUAAAAUUUCACUCAAGUAAUUUAAGCUGACUUAAUACUCUUAAACACGUGCCCUCUAAUGUAUAUCAUUUUAGAUAUGUAUUGAGCUGGGAUUUAUUGCUGGCAGAGAAGGUGUUUGCCAGGAAAACGUUUGUAGUCCUCAGAAGUUUUUUCAGGUGGAUUCAAGGAUGUCCUUACAUCCUAUGAGCUAACAUGUCAGUCCAUCACACAUUUGGAUAGUUGCCUACAAAAGCAUUUGGUCCAAUCCCUUCUGAUAUGGUAUGGUUAUAUUCUUUUUUUUUUUUUCAGUUCUCUCCUAUUUGGUACUUAUGAUCUAAUGUUCGUGUUUGCAAUAACAUCAGUGAAAACUAAAUUGGGUAACUUGGUUAAAUCUAUAAAACAUAUAUCCUCUUGAAAUGUUUCUUUCCAUUUCAAUUAAAGCUCGAAUUUUAA
Molecule: messenger RNA, 4695 nt
Organism: Tyto alba (common barn owl)
Lineage: Eukaryota; Metazoa; Chordata; Aves; Strigiformes; Tytonidae
Gene: AKAP1
Product: A-kinase anchoring protein 1
Exons: 12
Coding region: 473-3124 (883 amino acids)
Molecular function (GO): RNA binding
Source: RefSeq, a predicted model, not a curated record